Messenger RNA from Symbiodinium necroappetens, 328 nucleotides. The record is from the annotation of a GenBank genome assembly. Lineage: Eukaryota; Dinophyceae; Suessiales; Symbiodiniaceae.
GUGAUCGUAUCUGACGACUUCCACCCGCCGCUGGAGAACCAUAUUCCUUGGCGCGAUGUCGCGCUGUUUUUCCGCACUGCGGACUUGCCACGUCUUAUCGCGCACUUGCGCGAGGUCGAUGAUGUGGCUCUUCGCCGGAAUCUGUUGGAGGGCGAGACCCCGCCGGCACAGGCACUGGACUUCGUGGUGCAGGAUUACUGGGGAGACAUCUUCCAGGUGCUUGCAAGCAAGCUGGAGCACUCUCUCCAGGCUCCCAGCAGCAGGGCCAGCGAGCUGGAGACACUUCGCCAGACCGCCCGGAACCUCUACACGGCCUUCCUGGAGUUGA